AUGUCCUUUCAAGUAUUGAAAAAAUUGACCUUCAUUAGAUCUUCAUUUUUGCUACGAUUCCAGUCCACCAUUAAUGUAAUUGAUAAGGGAACGCUUAAGCAACUUCCACCUUCCCUUUUGGAAAAAGCAAAGGACUAUACUAUAAAGUUAUAUGCGCUCGAUGACCUAAUAUCCAAUGGAACCAUUUUGGAACAUGAACAGCAGAAGCUAUACACUAGAUUGAAAAGCAUAAAUACCUCUUUACUACAAUAUGAGAAGUGUAUAUAUGAAUUUGGAGAAUUGAACCUAUUGAUGAAGGAUCCCAGUCUGAAACAAGAGGCAGAGGUCGAGCUGAAUAAUUUAGUGCCCAAAUUGAAUAAAAAUUCUGAAGAUCUCUUGCGUAAGCUUCUCCCAAGACAUCCGUUUGCAGAUAAAUCCUGCCUCAUUGAGCUUCGACCAGGUGUCGGAGGAAUCGAAGCAAUGAUUUUUACGCAAGAUUUAUCAAAUAUGUACAUCAAUUAUGCUCAUAAGCAUGGCUGGCCAUGUAGUAUAGUGUCCCAACAAGAAAACGUUAGUGGAUCUGGGCUGAUAAGUUCGAUCCUAAGUAUUGAUGAGCCAGGUUCUUUCGAUAAGCUAAAAUAUGAGGCAGGCGUCCAUAGAGUUCAAAGGAUCCCCGCCACAGAAACUAAGGGAAGGACACAUACAUCGACAGCUGGUGUCGUCGUUCUUCCUCAAAUGGAUAAUGACGUCGAUGUUGAGGCUCAAGAGAGAAAAUUCAAGCCGGGAGAAAUUAGAAUUGACAUAAAGAGAGCAAGUGGGAAAGGUGGACAGCAUGUGAACACAACUGAUUCUGCUGUAAGGAUCACACAUAUACCAACAAAUAUUGUUGUGCAUAUGCAAGAUGAAAGGUCGCAGCAUAAAAAUAAGGCUAAGGCAUUUACCAUAUUGAGAGCCAGAAUUGCAGAAUUAGAAAACAAACAAAGGGAGGACAAAGAAAGGGAGCGGAGAAAAGAACAAGUGACUAGCACUGAUAGAUCCGAUAAGAUCAGAACCUACAAUUAUCCACAGAACAGAAUUACAGACCAUCGGUGCGGUUUGACAAUGCAUGACAUUGCCUCCGUGAUGUCAGGUGAACGUCUGGACGUUAUAAUCGACGCAAUGGAGUCGAGAGAGAUAGAAUUACAGUCUAAACGGUUAUUGGAGUCCAAAUAG
Messenger RNA from Kazachstania africana CBS 2517, 1191 nucleotides. RefSeq names its product Mrf1p (gene MRF1). The record is from RefSeq and is a predicted model, not a curated record. Lineage: Eukaryota; Fungi; Ascomycota; Saccharomycetes; Saccharomycetales; Saccharomycetaceae. Gene Ontology annotation, molecular function: translation release factor activity. Gene Ontology annotation, biological process: translational termination. The transcript has a single exon. The coding region runs from base 1 to 1191 and encodes 396 amino acids.